Messenger RNA from Drosophila yakuba, 1713 nucleotides. It is a transcript of the gene Gr98a, whose product is annotated as putative gustatory receptor 98a. The transcript is spliced from 3 exons. Gene Ontology annotation, cellular component: neuronal cell body; dendrite; membrane. The record is from RefSeq and is a predicted model, not a curated record. Lineage: Eukaryota; Metazoa; Arthropoda; Insecta; Diptera; Drosophilidae. The coding region runs from base 111 to 1283 and encodes 390 amino acids. Gene Ontology annotation, biological process: sensory perception of taste.
CAAGAUAUUAAUUGGCUUUUCGCCUGUACCGAUAAUAGCAAUUAGCCAAUUACAAAACACAAAACACAAAACACAAGCCACUGAGAGAGGACCUUAGUUUAUUUUCAGUAAUGCCACAAAUGUCGGGGGAACUGCACGCUGCUUCGUUGCUUCACAUGAGGCGACUGAUGAAGUGUCUGGGAAUUCUGCCUUUUGGUCAGAAUAUAUUCGCGAAAGUAUUCUGCUACGUGCUACUCUUUAUAGCACUGGUAUUUUCGAGCUACUGGCGCUUCAGCUUCAACUAUGCAUUGGACUACGAUUUCCUGAAUGAUCCAUUUUCAAGCACCAUCGACCUGAGCAACUUUGUGGCCCUAAUUGUGAGUCAUGCGAUCAUCGUAAUGGAGCUACUUUGGGCCAAUUGCAGCAAGGAUGUGGAUAGGCAACUGCAGUCGAUCCACACCCAAAUAAAACUGCAACUGGGUACAUCAAAUACAACGGAUCGCGUGCGGAAAUAUUGCAAUUGGAUCUACGGUUCCCUAGUCAUACGUUGGCUAAUAUUUAUCGUAGUCACUGUGUAUAGUGAUCGCGCUCUUACCUUAUACGCCACCUAUUCGGAAUUGGUUUUGCUAGCGCGUUUUUCCGAGCUCACACUGUACUGUGCUGUGAUUUUGUUUCUGUACCAAGAACUUAUCGUCGGCGGUUCAAAUGUCCUGGAUGAACUGCACAGAACCCGAUUUGAGAUGUGGUCCAUACGCCGUUUAACACUGCAGAAAUUGACCAAAUUGCAAGCUAUCCACAACUCUUUGUGGCUGGCUAUCAGGUGUCUGGAGCGCUACUUUCAACUGAGUCUGAUCACGCUGCUCAUGAAGUUCUUCAUCGAUACAUCGGCUUUGCCAUACUGGCUCUACCUCAGCAGAGUUCAGCACACUGAAGUUUCCAUCCAGCACUAUGUCGCCACGGAUGAGUGCAUCAAACUCUUGGAAAUCGUAGUGCCCUGCUAUGUCUGCACACGUUGCGAUGCAAUGCAGCGAAAAUUUCGAUCCAUGUUCUACACAGUCACUACAGAUCGACGUAAUGGUCAGCUAAAUGCGGCUCUAAGAAGUCUGAAUCUUCAAUUGAGUCAGGAGAAAUACAAGUUUAGUGCCGCAGGAAUGGUGGACAUAAACACGGAAAUGCUGGGAAAGUUCAUUUUUGGCAUGAUCAGCUACAUUGUGAUCUGCAUCCAGUUUAGCAUCAGUUUCAGAGCCAAAAUCCCGAAGACAGUUGCCCAAAACAUCAGCACAUCCACAAGUGCCCCCGUUUAAGUGACGUCUUUGAAUCGAUUAUUUGUUGGGCAGUCUAGUCGCGUGCUUAUUAAAUUAAAGUCAAUUAACCUAAUUAGCAAAAUUGAUGUCUGCCCGUGCAUAAUCAAAAAAGGAAACAUGGACAACGGGCAAUCAAGGCAGCAGCAAGCAACAGCAGCUGGCCGAAAGUCUACUUCACAUAAUUAUUCAUGCUUAAAAAUUCUAUUAUAAACUUUUGCCAACGGCCACUGACCGUUCGUGUAGGACUAAGGACUCAGGACGCAGGACGCAGGACUAAGGAUACAGGGAGGACCUGGGGAUACUUGUGCUCAGCUCUGGGGCUUGUUGGCCACGCAUGGCCAAUCUGUCAGGGGUUCAUACGUAAACUAAUGUAUCUGUAAGAUACACUUGUAAAGUGGCCAUUUAUAUUUCAAUUGUAUACAACUUAAAA